Messenger RNA from Heterostelium album PN500, 279 nucleotides. RefSeq lists its product as uncharacterized. The transcript is spliced from 3 exons. The record is from RefSeq and is a predicted model, not a curated record. Lineage: Eukaryota; Evosea; Eumycetozoa; Acytosteliales; Acytosteliaceae. The coding region runs from base 1 to 279 and encodes 92 amino acids.
AUGACAGCAGAUAACAUACCAAAAGUAACCAUCGAGAAGCAUUUACCAGAAGGCUUCGAGAAACUUCUCGGUACCUAUGAACAAGAGUUUACAAAGAAAUACCAAUUCAUCAAGGAAUCAAAUGCAAAGAAAGUUGAAAUUAGAACUUAUCAAGAUAUAUUAGGAGAAUGUUUCUUUACUCAAAAACAAAACUAUAUGAUGAAUUGUAGAACUAUUGCUUUGGAAUAUUUAGAGUUGAUUAAAUACCCAGCUCAACACAAAAUAAUAGAACAACAAUAA